This is a messenger RNA of Monomorium pharaonis (pharaoh ant), 2534 nucleotides long. Its product is annotated as zinc finger protein 665-like. Gene Ontology annotation, molecular function: zinc ion binding. Gene Ontology annotation, cellular component: nucleus. The record is from RefSeq and is a predicted model, not a curated record. NCBI's taxonomy places the organism in Eukaryota, Metazoa, Arthropoda, Insecta, Hymenoptera, Formicidae.
GGUCUUUAGAAACAUCUGAAGCAACGAAAUGACAAUUCUCAGGUUCCUCUCUGGUCAUCUGUGUAUACUUUAUUGGAAAACAUCUACCCACUCACUAGUUAUAGAAUGCAGAAGGUAAUUUGACUAGGGAAGUGUUGUGAUAUAUACAACCUUAAUGAAGCUCGGAAGCUUAUCCAUUUUCCCAGUCAGCUGGAGUCUGUAGUUUAAUGUAACGCGAGUGUUAUAUUGUGAUCCAAUGAUAGUUCUGCAAGAUUGUUUGCCGUUUCUGUUGUCUUGCUUUUCGUGAUUAUUUCAACGUCAUCAUGUCGUGGCAAAGUCCGAGCUCGGGGAUUGAUUCCUUUACGAAUAAGUGUCGCGCGUGCAUGAAGGAAGGUGGCAAGAUGUUGCCUAUGUAUGAUGAUAAUAUCAUCAGCAAGAUUAAUCUGCCAUACAAGCUUGCGCAGCUCACGUCCAUCCAGAUUGAUAGAUUUGAUGGACUACCCAACAUGCUUUGUCCGAAAUGUGCUUAUCGAACUAAUAUUUUGUAUAACUUCAGAUUGGAGGUACAAGAGUCAGACAAGAAACUCAGAAUGAUACGUGAAAGUCAAAUGUGCAAGAAAAAAGAAUUAAUUGAAGAAGAUAGUGGUAUGCUAAUAGAUGAAUCCUUAGAAUUAAAUAUGUUAAGUGACAAAAAAUCUAUAUACAGUGAAGAUACUUUUGACAGUGUCAACAUUAAAACAGAUAAAAAGGUUAAGCAAGAACAACAAUAUGAAAUGGAUGUAUCUGAGAUAAUUGAAAAUGACAGGGAUGAUGACAAAAAGAGUUCACAGUUAAAUGAGCUUUUUUAUAAUAUUAUACAAGAAACCAACGAGGACCAAAUGGAUGUUCAUUUGGUAAAAACUAGUAUACCUGAAGAAAUUUCGAAAAUGUUUCCAUCAGAAGAUGUUACAAUAAUGUAUAUAUCGAAAUCUGCGAUUGAAUCGAUGCCAGAGAAUACCUUAACACUCGAGCAGGAACAAGAAGAAAUCGAAAAUGGCAAUAAUAUAUUUAUCACUGAAGAAGUGGAAAACCUAAAUGAACAAGAAAAUUAUGAAGAGGCUUCAAGUAAUAUGUACAUUUCUAGUCCUGUGGAACCUAAUGCAACCGAAAGGAAUAAAUGCGCUUAUUGGGAAAAUCAAGAUACAUCAAUAAUGAUAAAUGUUGAUGAACAAAAACAAUAUGAUGACACGAUACAAAAUGAAAAUAAAGAAACGAAGCUUAAUGAGAGUAGUUCGAACACUGAACAAUCCAUAAGAGCAGAGAAUAGUGAUGGAUCUGAUUCUGACUACUUUGUCGAUGGUAAAGACAAUAUAUUAGGCAGUGUGAGUGAUGCGGUUAUACGAAUAAAAGAAGUUCAGCAAGAAAAUGGGAUUGAAUAUCAAUGCACGUUGUGUCUACAGAAUUUUGAUCAACUGACAAAUGUAUUGUUACAUACUAUCGAUAAUCACGUCCCUGUCAGCGGACCGUUCUUUUGUAUGGUGUGUGAAAAGGAUUGCAAGAGCCUUCGGGAACUGCGAACACAUGUAAAAACACAUAAUGGCGAGUUCCCGUAUUCCUGCUUCCUUUGUAAAAAGGCGUACACCAGAAAGAGAUAUCUGAAAAGACACAUGGCAUGCCAUCCCAACUUUUCACGGCAUCGCUGUCUGAAGUGCGGUUGUCGUUUUAAAUCAAAAUCAGAAUUAGAGACUCAUGCGACGACGCAUGAAUGCAUUGCACCCUAUGUCUGCAAUCAGUGUACACGUGUAUUUAAUCAUAAAGGCAAUUAUAAACGACAUUUAAUCAGCCAUUUAGAUCCUCAGGGUCUUCAUUUACCUAAGUAUCCAUGCAGUUACUGUGACAAACGCUUUCCUAAUAAUCGUACAUUACAAACGCAUAUACGUGUACACACUGGUGAGAAGCCGUUCCAAUGUGACAUUUGUUUCAAGUCAUUUUCACAACGAGGCAACUUGUUGAACCACUCAAAGAUACAUUCAAAUCCUCGCAGCUAUACGUGCGAAGUCUGUGGUAAAAGCUUCAAUCAACGUGCCACAUUACGAGAUCAUACAUUAUUGCAUACAGGUGAAAAACCCCACGUAUGUACUGUAUGUGGAAAAGCAUUUACGGUUAGCGCGGCAUUGAGGAGGCAUAUGUUUAAUCACACUGAAUGCAAGCCAUUUAAUUGUGAAAAUUGUGGCAUGGGAUUUGUUGGCAAAUAUGAUUUACGACGACAUAUGCGAGUGCAUGAGAAUCGACCAAAAGAAAAGCGAAGAAAAAACGCAAAAAAACGCAAAGCUAAUUUUCUCGAAGAGAAAUCAGAAGAAAGUUAUAUUGCAUUGGAAGAACCAGAUACUGAGACUGUGAUCAUAGCAGUAGCGAAAAAGGAAGAAGAAGAAGAAUACCUUUUACCAGAAAACAUUACCCCCGUAAUGUCUCAAAUCGAAUCAGAAAAGGAAAAUGAAAAUGCACUGUUUAAUCUUCAAUCUUAUAAUUCAGUUUUAUACAAUACAAUUAGUAGGUCGUAGACCUAAUAAUAGUGA